Xiphias gladius (swordfish) is the source of this 2717-nucleotide messenger RNA. RefSeq names its product solute carrier family 35 member B3 (gene slc35b3). Gene Ontology annotation, cellular component: endoplasmic reticulum membrane; Golgi membrane. NCBI's taxonomy places the organism in Eukaryota, Metazoa, Chordata, Actinopteri, Istiophoriformes, Xiphiidae. Bases 260 to 1393 code for a protein of 377 amino acids. Gene Ontology annotation, biological process: transmembrane transport. The record is from RefSeq and is a predicted model, not a curated record. The transcript has 10 exons. Gene Ontology annotation, molecular function: 3'-phosphoadenosine 5'-phosphosulfate transmembrane transporter activity.
GUUCAGAGGUCAGAGCGAAGCGGAAGUUGUUGGCUGUUUGUUCCACUGCAACAAGUGCAGGCAGCUUCCAGCAGGCUAACACCCUUCUCAUCGUGCUUGUGCUGUUUGUCACUGGAAAGAAAGAGUAUGACAAGUUUUGGAAUAUACGAAAGAUUAAGCCGGCAAGUCCAGGCAAAUUAUUUUCAACGGCAUCACCUCUGAAGAAGAGGAUACGCUAAUAUAAAGAAACCCGGAAGUAUUGUUGAAGCUCUCAGUUGGCAUGAACAAAAUGAGUGCCAAAUAUGGCUUGGUGGGCUACAACAGUUCACGGAAGCACAUUUCAAUCUCUAUCCCGUCGUCCACAGAGGUGAUGUCACCCCACAUAAAGUCUGUGGAGGAGCUGAGAGUUCUAGGAAUCGACCUGAGCAGCUUCAGCGCCCCCACACAGUUUUUCAUCUGUGUGGCUGGAGUCUUCCUCUUUUACCUUGUCUAUGGAUACCUGCAGGAGCUGAUAUUUUCUGUGGAAGGAUUCAAGCCUUUUGGUUGGUACCUCACUCUAAUCCAGUUUGGCUUCUACUCCAUGUUUGGACUAGUGGAACUUCAGCUCACACAGGACAAACGUAGAAGAAUACCAGGGAAGACCUAUAUGAUCAUAGCAUUUUUAACAGUGGGGACCAUGGGCCUGUCCAAUACCUCUCUGGGCUACUUGAACUACCCUACACAGGUCAUCUUCAAGUGCUGUAAACUCAUCCCUGUCAUGAUUGGAGGAGUAUUUAUACAAGGUAAACGCUAUAAUGUUGCUGAUGUGUCUGCUGCUCUCUGCAUGAGUCUGGGACUCAUCUGGUUUACGCUAGCUGAUAGCAAAGUGGCCCCCAACUUCAAUGUCACAGGUGUUCUCCUCAUCUCCCUGGCACUGUGUGCAGACGCCGCCAUUGGAAAUGUGCAGGAGAAAGCCAUGAAACUCCAUAAUGGCUCUAACUCUGAAAUGGUGCUUUAUUCGUACUCCAUUGGUUUUGUCUACAUACUGACCGGCCUACUCUGUGUAGGUGGGCUGGGGACAGCUGUUGCAUUCUGCUCAGAGCAUCCUGUGAAGACUUAUGGUUACGCAUUCUUCUUCUCUCUUACGGGUUAUUUCGGAAUCUCUUUUGUGCUCGCCUUGAUCAAGCUGUUUGGUGCCCUGGUUGCAGUGACAGUGACCACCGGGAGAAAAGCCAUGACUAUCGUUCUUUCCUUCAUGUUCUUCACAAAACCUUUCACUUUACAGUACAUCUGGGGUGGCCUUCUGGUGCUCUUUGGCAUCUUCUUGAAUGUUUACAGUAAAAACAGAGAGAAAAUGAAGCUUCCCUCCAUCAAGGACCUCAGGAGCUGGGUACUGACAGGAAAGAAAGUCAGAUUUCUCUCACAAAAUGUAUAGGAUGCACCCACAGGCAUAGUUCAAGUCCUGUCGGGGCAGACUGUACAGCUGUUCAGAUGUAGAGUUGGCCACCCUGUCUCAGAGGAUAUGCUGAAGCAUGUGUCUGAGCCUUAUCACCACCAACACUGAGCCAAGGAUGAGUAUACAGGGUUUGACCACCAAUCAGCCUCACAAACAGUGGACAUGAUCAAACUACGAUUGGUGAUGGAAUCUCUGUAUCCUGCCUCUAUUUACCAGUACGCCACUGACUCACUGAAAUUAUCUGCACCAAACUGAAGGAAUUGUAACUAUUUUUAAAAAGGGGAUCAACGGCUAGUGGGUUCUUUUAAAGCAAUUCUUCAGAGCCCCACAGAAAGAUUCCAAACAUGGAGACAACACCAAGAACCUUAAGACUCUCAAAAGGGAAGCCAGCACCUUAGCUAACCAAAUUGCACAGUUUUGCACUGGAAAUAGCUCUUGUACAUAAACUCUUGAGUGCUUGGAAAAAAAUUAAAUUUUGAAAGGAUAGAGUCAAGAGAGACAUGUUAAUGUGUCAUGUCUGAAAUGAGUCCGAAAAGAGAAAACACAUAUUGAGAAAAAGGUAUAUUUGUCUUUGCACAUGCCAGAAAGGUAGGACAAAAAUUUCAUUUAAUUGAUUUGAUUUGGUUGUUUUUAUAUAGUUUAUUGGUAAUUGUAGCUUACUGUGCCCUAAAUCAUGAAAAAUAUGUGAUCUGUGUCAUCAUAUGGUAAAAUUUUUGGGGAAUAUUGAGACAUUUGCUCAACUGUACAUCUACGACCUCAACUACCAUAAUUUGCUAACCAUGUGUUUGGGUGAAACAAUACCACUCUUUUUACAGUAAAACAAACUGAGACAUUUCUCUUAGAGUACAUCCUGUAUUUUUUGUGUGUGCUUGUGUGUACAUGUUUUUCUAUGGUUGGUUAGACAAAUCUGUUUUGAAACCAUCGUUGUGAGGACAUUUUGGCCAUGUCUCACAACUUCAAAGGGCUGUUUGAGGGUUAGGACUUGGUUUUACGGUUAGGGUUAGGCAUUUAUUUGUGAUGUUUAAGGUUAGGGUAAGGGGAUAUGGAAUGCAUUGUGUGAAUGAGUGUCCUCACAACUAAUGUAAGAUGUGUGUAUGUUUGUAUGUCUCUCAUCAGUCAGCCCUUAUUCUUCCCAUUUGUACCGCUUGGGAGAAGAGUUGAAAUGUUGCCAAACUGUGUGUUUAUCCAUUCAGUGGCCUUAGGCAUGUUUGAUUAGGAGUCCAGAAAAAAAGAUAGCAAUGCUCAACAGAAAAUAAACAGCAGUCAUCACUGUGCCUAGACUAUUCUAUAUAUUUGGAUCUAA